UGACUUCAGAGACAGAGUCUGCAGCCGUCUUUGGAGAUGCUGGGACCGGGAGCCCUACGGACUGGCAGGGUAUGGCUGCCACGAGACACAAAGGCCCUGUUGUCACCUCUGACCCUUCCAGUGAGUCUGCACCCCAGCGUGUGAUUGUUCCGAUGCUCUUGACAACCAGAGAAGUGCUUCUAUGAGGGCCAGCAAGUAAGAGACACUGUUCUGGGACGCUGCCUGUGCGACUGACCAAUGCCGAUGCUGCCGCCUGCUCCAGCCUUUUCUCACUCUGUUCACAGCUAAGGUUCCUGCCACUGUUUUCUACCACAUCAAGACCUGGUAGGAUGAACCGUCUUGCACCAGAAAAUUACCUGAAGCAUCCCAGCCCGAGAUCUCUUCAUGGAUGAGUCAAACUUGACAUCCCUAGCCAAGGAAGAACCCAUGAACACCUCGGCCAGCAGGAAUGCCUCCCUGGGGAGCUUGCACCCGCCCAUUCCCAUUGUGCACUGGGUCAUUAUGAGCAUCUCACCACUGGGCUUUGUGGAGAACGGGAUCCUCCUCUGGUUCCUGUGCUUCCGGAUGAGGAGAAAUCCCUUCACGGUCUACAUCACCCACUUGUCCAUUGCCGACAUCUCGCUCCUCUUUUGUAUCUUUAUUCUGUCCAUCGACUAUGCUUUAGAUUAUGAGCUCUCCUCCGGCCAUUACUACACCAUUGUCACGUUAUCAGUGACUUUUCUGUUUGGCUACAACACAGGCCUCUAUCUGCUGACGGCCAUCAGUGUGGAGAGGUGCCUGUCAGUCCUCUAUCCCAUCUGGUACCGAUGCCACCGCCCCAAGCACCAAUCAGCAUUUGUCUGUGCCCUCUUGUGGGCGCUCUCUUGCUUAGUGACCACCAUGGAGUAUGUCAUGUGCAUCGACAACGGGGAAGAGAGUCAUUCUCAAAAUGACUGCCGAGCGGUCAUCAUCUUUAUAGCCAUCCUGAGUUUCCUAGUCUUCACGCCACUCAUGCUGGUGUCCAGCACCAUCUUGGUAGUGAAGAUCCGGAAGAACACGUGGGCUUCCCACUCCUCGAAGCUGUACAUCGUUAUCAUGGUCACCAUCAUCAUCUUCCUCAUCUUCGCCAUGCCCAUGCGCGUCCUCUACCUGCUCUACUACGAGUACUGGUCGGCCUUCGGGAACCUGCACCACAUUUCCCUGCUCUUCUCCACCAUCAACAGCAGCGCCAAUCCUUUCAUCUACUUCUUUGUGGGCAGUAGCAAGAAGAAGCGGUUCAAGGAGUCCUUGAAAGUGGUUCUGACCAGGGCUUUCAAAGACGAAAUGCAGCCCAGACGUCAGGAGGACCACACCAACACCAUCUCCAUCGAGACCGUGGUCUGAGGCCCUCGGAGGGGAAUUGUGCACAGAAACGUGGAAUGCGGGUGACUUUUAGUUUGUGCUUAGAAUGUAAUGUUAGUACUCUAAAACCUCCUAAAUGUGAUGCGGAAGGACAUCCACAUGCAUGAGAGUCUGAUUAGUGAUGAGGUUCACUGUACAGGGCCUCUGUUGUUUCCGUCCUCAUCCAAGACCCUUUCUUCUCUUAGCCCCCCGGCAACAUUUGAUCACGAACCACAAAAACUUCCUUGUCAGAAGGUGUCCCAGAUGUGACCCGGAAAGGGAAGCAAAGGUGACUGUGGGAACCUGGGUAGGCCACACAACGCAGGGAGUAUUGGGUUGUAGAGUGAGUCUGAUUGACGUUUACCCCCUCUGUGACUUCAGUCUGACCUUGGGGAGGCUCAUUUCCUCACAGUGAAAACAGUAACGGUCUACACCUCCCAGCUUAUGUUGAGGGAGAAAUGAGAGGAAAACGUAGGUAAAGCAUCUAACGUUGUCAACAUUCAAUAAACACCCACCUCUCCAUGCUCCUGUAACUAGACGAUA
Messenger RNA from Nannospalax galili (Upper Galilee mountains blind mole rat), 1902 nucleotides. It is a transcript of the gene Mas1, whose product is annotated as MAS1 proto-oncogene, G protein-coupled receptor. Lineage: Eukaryota; Metazoa; Chordata; Mammalia; Rodentia; Spalacidae. The record is from RefSeq and is a predicted model, not a curated record. Gene Ontology annotation, molecular function: angiotensin receptor activity. The transcript is spliced from 3 exons. Gene Ontology annotation, cellular component: membrane. Bases 385 to 1362 code for a protein of 325 amino acids. Gene Ontology annotation, biological process: G protein-coupled receptor signaling pathway.